Molecule: messenger RNA, 2942 nt
Organism: Aplysia californica (California sea hare)
Lineage: Eukaryota; Metazoa; Mollusca; Gastropoda; Aplysiida; Aplysiidae
Biological process (GO): G protein-coupled receptor signaling pathway
Cellular component (GO): membrane
Molecular function (GO): G protein-coupled receptor activity
Source: RefSeq, a predicted model, not a curated record
GUUGUAGGUGACCAUGGCGUCUUCUUCGUCACAGGCUGGACGCUGGUCACCCUGAACCUGUUCCUGCUCCACAAACACUCCUGGCUACACUGGCCCUGCGAACAGACGUGUCGGAGCCGAGUGGCCCCAUGGCUGCGGGGUACGGCCCUGAUAAUGUGGCCGUGGCUGGUGGGGCUCUUAAUUCUGGUGCCGCUUCUUACCAUGAACGUCGUCACUUUUGAUCUGAAUCAGGAUGAGAGUCCCUUGUGCAUGCUCAGCUUGCCAGAGAACAUUCUGGUCAUCGUGGGCUUCCUGUCUCUCUACCUGCCUUUCUACCUUGUGGUGGCCUCAACAAUUACUCUGAUGGCUUGCUCCAAAAGAAAUCGUAACCCUCCCCCAGAGCCAGGAAGCAACACACUGAUUGAUGGUUCUCAGGACGCCACAUCUACUGCGGCUGCUGGGUCAGACGCCGCCACACCAGAAGAGGAAACCCCGGAGGUUCAGAGAGAGGAAGUGACGUCACGUGACAACGUCAUGCAUAUUCUCCUCCCCAACUAUGUGUACCUUGUGUGUUACCUUCCGUUCGUCACACAUACAUGGUUGUAUAUGCGUGGAGUACACACUCCCCGCUUUGUGUAUCUCUUCAUCCUGUCUGGUCUGCUAGCACGGUCGUAUCUGUUGCCCUUGUCUUGGUUGAUCUUCAGGAGUGUGAGGGAGGAUGUCGUGGAGGGAUGGGCAAAGGUGAAGGACAUCUUUUGCUCCUGCGUGCGACACUCGUCAACGUCAGCAUCUUCCUCUGUGUCGUUCAGCCGACUUCGGGAGUCCCAGUCUACAGACACUGUUUGAGGGUGAUGAUUCUCUUCUCUUAUCGCGUUAUAGUUGAUGCAGAUCUAUUGGGGCUCACCUGGAGGCCCAUUUCGUCAUGAAACUGAGUAUAAAAGUACGAUACCAAAGUAUCUCUUCAGCCUUUGAAGUUUAUGAAGAAAUUGAGCCUUAUAGUUCUGAAGUCACGGUUUUAAGGGGUAUGGAUAACAGCAAGAAUAUUAAAACCAGCACCACUGACUGCAAAAUCCCCUUAAGAUUUUAUAUUGGAGAAUCAUACCUACGGCUUUAAAACACAUGUUUAAUGCUUAAGGGAAGAAAGUUUUCUCAACACUCUGCACCAGGUCCAGAAACGCUAACAGAUCACGAUCUUUAGAGUGACGAAAGGAAACUGCUGAUGAUAUGGCCACGAGUGUAUAUUAAAGAUGUCCAACAAAAAGGAAUGUCCUUCUGGAACAGUUUCGGGAGCUGUGGACGUCUUCAAACUCCAAAAGAAAAUUUCAUGAUCUUGCCAAAAGGUGAUAUUCAACACGAGUAAGCUACUGAUGCUGACAAUAUUCUUCACUGAAAAGAGGUAUAAAGCUGAUUAUUGUGUUGGAGGAGGAAAAAAGAUCUUUCGUUCACAAUUUCAGCCUUGAUGGAUAACCCUGGGCAGGUCAUUAACCUUGUGAACCGGAAUACUGACAACACCGAAUUCCAUGUACAAUAAAAAAAAACUGUAAAAGGAAUUCAAUUUAUUUUCACUUACCGACACAAUGGAUGCCCUUUCUGUUUGAGGAAGGUUGUAGCUUAUUGCAUUAUAUAUAUUCAUAUUUUAUUGUGCAGUAUAGCUUUUCAAGAAAAAUAACAAAACCUGAAAGGUAGCUGAGUAACACUGAGUUCAAAUUGCCCUUUUAGAAUGAAUUCACGAUGUAUCAUAUGAUAUAACCAACCCUUUCUCACCCUAAACACCAUCCUUAUUAGAGGUAAUUUUAAUAGUUCUUACUAUCCUUUCUGAAAGUGAAUGUAGGGUAGUCUCUGUUGGCGUUAUGUGUACGGUGGGAAUGGGUUGUGUGUGCGCUGGUCAGAACCUGAAAAAUAACGCAAUUGCUGUGUUCUGCCAACUAUUGGGCUUUCAGCAAACUUAGUCGGUAACAUGCUGGGCUCCAUAUUUAUGAUCCUGGUUCAAAUUCCAUGCAGUUGUUUUGUUUUUGUUGUUGUUGUUUAAGAAAAAAUUAAAAACAAACACUUAACACCGUCCUAUCGGUGAUAAUCGUUUAAUUGGAACUUCAAACCUCUUAAAUGAUAUAACAGCAUUAAUAGGAUCAUCAAACAUACACAGCCAACAACCUUCUUUAAUUUACACCUGUCAUCCUUUAUUUCAUUCUUUUGGCCUUACCCAAUAGGCAUGAGAAUUUGUAGAAAUUCAAAGUCUUUUUAGAACUUUCUCUUAACUCCUUAUCUCCGGCACGCUGAUUCCAGUGGCUCGCGGGCUGAACCGUUGUGCCGGUGAGCCGCUUGUUGUGGCUUGGCCACAUUAAGUAAUAUUAUGACGACAUUGAUGUUAUGUUAAUUUUUCAGCAGUUGCCGAAAACAGGACUGUUUUACUAAGAGUACCUUCAUUAUAUGAAGCACUAUCAAAAUAGUUUUAUUUUAUUUUUGUUAAAUGACCAAUUUAGUCAUGUAUAAUAUAAUAUAUAAUAUAUGUCACUUUUAGGUUUAGUACCAAUAGAAGGCAUAGUGGAAAAAAACCCAUCGGGAGAUAAAGAGUUAAUGUAUAAUAUGUAUGAAGUACAAUGAGCCUGAGAUAGACAAAAUCCGAAUUUUAUUCGCCUGAUGUUUGGAUCAGUGUGGAUAUUUUAAGUUAAACGACAUGUUUUUAAUAUUGAUGCAACUUAAAGGAAGCUUCUGUAUUGUAUCAGCAUUAACAUGAAGAUCGCAUGAUGUACAUAGAAGAACACGUCCUUUUAAACAUUGUGUCAAUUUUGUUACCUAAGAUCUUGUGUAUGUGACCUUCAGUCUACCAGUUUCCGUUUUUGAAGAGAGCGGGACGACUGUAUUAUAACGGAUAUUCUUAUUAUGCCAUGCUUUAUUAUAUCUAUCUGAUUGACUAUGUUUUGUCUUCCAAUGUUUUCUAUUCGAAUUAAACGUGCAAAAACUUA